This is a messenger RNA of Tachysurus vachellii, 3238 nucleotides long. It is a transcript of the gene vasnb, whose product is annotated as vasorin b. The coding region runs from base 240 to 2258 and encodes 672 amino acids. The transcript has 2 exons. Gene Ontology annotation, molecular function: protein binding. Lineage: Eukaryota; Metazoa; Chordata; Actinopteri; Siluriformes; Bagridae. The record is from RefSeq and is a predicted model, not a curated record.
GUUUGUUGUAAAGGGGCUGAGGCGCGAGCCGUAGACUCGCUGCACGGACGCUGACAGCUGCGCGCGCGCGUUAAACCUCUCCGAGUUUAAAUGUUAAACGACCUUCAAAUUCACUGGAUUUUAUUUGAGUGCGGCUAAAAGGAUUUUGUCCUUAAUAAGAGACAGAAGCUGGUGGGAAGAGUUUGGGAAAGUUUGAAGCAAAACAACAAACAUUACUUGGGCUGAGUGUCAGCAGCACCAUGAAGCCCUUCUUCCGUCUGCUGCUACCCUUGCUCCUCUAUCUGCAUUUGGCCUCCUGGGCAUUGGCCAGUAGCUGUCCAAAAGACUGUUCCUGUUCAAGUCAUGACUCCAUUCUCUGUUAUACACGCCAGGCCAUAACCAUGCCUUCUGACGUACCUGCAUCAACAAAAAACCUGUAUGUCUUUAAGAAUGGCAUUGAGACCAUAGACCAGGAAGAUUUUAUUGGGUUGGAAAGCCUAGAGAUGCUCGACUUAAGUCAGAACAAACUGAAAGAACUACCAGAUCGGGUGUUUGAGCCACUAUCUUCCCUACGUAACUUGGAUCUUUCAUCUAACCAAAUCACCCAUAUUUCUCAUCAGAGUUUUGCUGGACUGGAGUUGCUGGAAAGGCUCUAUCUUCACACCAAUGUCAUUAAAAGCAUACACCCUGCAGCUUUUGCUGGUCUGGAGCAGUUACUCGAGUUAAAGCUGUACAGAAAUGAGCUAGCAACAGUACCUGCUCUUGAAAUGCCCCAUCUGCUUCUUCUGGAUCUGCGGUUCAAUAAAAUCCCUUCACCAGGCCCAACUGACAUCCAGACACCCAAAUUAGAGUCACUUAAGUUGGGUGGAUUAGGGCUGAGCACUCUGAAUCAGGAACUCUUGGGUAGCUUCAAGAACCUUCAUGAGCUGGAUAUUUCAAACAAUCAACUGAAGGUUUUACCUCAAGUGCUUUGGAAGGCAAAGGGCUUGGUCAGACUCAGUUUAGCUGGCAAUCCUGUAGGUCCAUUAAAGUGGGAAAAUUUUGAGAACCUGAAUGAACUGCAGGAGUUGGACAUCAGCAACCUCAGUCUGCAGAGUUUGCCUGAUAACAUGACCCUGCUCUUCCCUCACAUGAAGAAAAUUACUGUUGCAGAGAAUCCCUUUAACUGUCUCUGCACACUUGCCUGGUUUCCCAACUGGCUGCGCAACAAACAGAUAUCGCUGGGAAGGACGGAGGAGACCCGCUGUCAUUUUCCACCCAGAAAUGCAGGAAAGGUGUUGGAAAGACUAGGACAUCAUGAAUUUGGAUGCCCUUCAAGGACUACUAUCAGUCCAGCUAAGACCACCACACUGGUCCCACCUCUAAUCACCACUUUGCAUACCACAACACAUGCAAUUCUCCCUCUUAAGCCUAGCGAUGAACCUUCUUUAGAGACAGACAGUCAUCCUCUACUUCCAGACCCAGCUUCCCCAAGCAGCAGUACAGGAUCAGAUCCGAAUAUAAAUUUUUGUCCGCCCAGUAUCUGCCUAAAUGGAGGCACAUGUUGGCUAGAUCAUCAACGUCAUUUUGGGUGCAUUUGUCCCCGUGGGGCUUCAGGGAAAUAUUGUGAAAAUAAGGUGGAUUUGGAUCUACCUGAAAAUUUCUCUACAGCAACAGUCAGCGGGAUGUCUGAAAUCUUUGCAACAAAGGUAACAAGCUCAUCAAUAUUGCUAGACCUUUAUCGCUACAUUGAGAGGCGUCCAUAUAUUCGUGGUGUCAAACUAACUUAUAAAAACCUCUCAGGAUCAGAUAAACGUCCAAAGCAACUCAAUAUUCCAGCCUUUUAUGCAGAGUACACAGUGCGUGGACUGCUUCCAAAUUCCACUUAUUUCAUCUGUGCCAGUCCACUGGAUGAGCCCAAUGAUGAAGACAGUGUAUGCACAGAAGCUCAGACAUUAAACCAGCAGUACACCAGUGCACAAGUAGAAGAUCCAAAGCUCACAACAAUGCUUGUGCCAGCAUUGGCUAUUCUUUUCCUGUUAGUGCUAGUGGCAGUUGCUGUUGGUGUGGCUUGGUACAUAAACAAAAAAAAAAGAAAACAAUUACAAUUGUAUUGUGACCCUUCCCAACUGGAAUUGGAGGGUGUUAAAGCAGACAUGGACAAUGGAGCCCUGCCACAAAAACAGCCAGAUAUUAUGUCAUCUCAAUCAGCAGUGCAGAAAGAUUAUUUAGACUAUGAGAUGCCACUCAUACAAGAUUGCUGUGUUGCAAACAACUUGAACACUUUAAAGCCAUCCUGAGUUUGAUACUUGGAGCUACUUUUUAAAGAGCAAAGGAAAAUAAAGCAUGAAUUCUAUGAUCUUGUCAGCACUGUUUCAGCAAAUGAAACAAAAUACAAAUAUAUGAGAAAUGCUGGCUGUUUAAAUGUCUUCACUUAAAACCAGCGGUAUAUUGGGCAAAAAUGUAGCACAAAAAAAGAUGGUUGAACCAUCAAGGCAUUAUUUUGCUGAGUAGCCCACAUGUAGAACUCUGGAACGUUUGUGCUUGGAGAACAAUGUACAACGUGUUUAAAAAUGAAGAUAAGGACUUCUUUAGUUAUGUAAAGACAGAUAAUUGUGUUGGUUUUAAUUGUGGCACAUGAAGUCAGCAUUUAUUUUUGCAUAUUAAUGUAUAUUACUGAUUGUUUAAGUUUGUGUGUUUUCAGUAUAUAAAUACAAGUUCUUCUUCCUUUGCCUCUUAACUAUGAGACAACAAAAAUUCUGAAUAUAUAUAAACACGCUAGUACCAACGAUUCAAUCAAAGAAUUGUUUCUACAAAGAAAGACUGUCUAGAUAAUAGACAAGAAAAUAAUUGAAAUUAACUAAAGCCCCUUUUAUACUUGAGCCUUGUUUUUAAUCUUUCGGAAACAGGUUAGUAAAUUUAAAAAGUUACAUAUUGUACACAAAUCCUCAUUAGUACAUUUAUUUUGUUAUCUACAUCAGAUGGGCAUAACAGUUUCCAAGAGUUUCAAGUUUUCAAGAGACACAAGUUUCCUGUAUCUCACAUAAAAACAAUGAAAGAUCCUAUUGUAACACAUUUCAAAUGACUGUAUAUUUUCCUACAGAUAUUCUAGUGAGUACAUUUUCUUUAUUGAUAUUUAACAUGCAAAAGUAAAUUAAAAGGGAAAUUACAGUGGCAAAGUGGUAUAGCACUUCCAAAAUCCUAUUAUUAUUUAAAUCCGUUUAACAUCUUGUGCUUGAGCCUUUUUCACGAGUCACCCAUUAAAGGUUAUGAAAUGUUU